AUGGCUUUGAGGGAUCCAGAAAAAGCGAUUGGAAUUGACAAGGAGGUUACAUCUGCCUUGCCAUUUAAUUUCGCUGGAGAGAAUCUAGCUGAUAGUAAGGAAACCAACAUUGUUACCUGGGAUGGACCAACAGAUCCUCAGAACCCCAAAAAUUGGACCACCAGACGAAAAUGGAGGAUGACCCUCAUCGUCUCUUGUUUUGCUCUCCUGUCGCCGUUGACCGGUACUAUGAUUGCACCUUCAGCCAAGUAUAUCGCUUCCUCUCUACAUACAAAAGAUUUCUUCAGCAUCGAUCUCGUCUCGUCUAUCUUCUUACUCGGUAUCGGAUUCGGACCUUUACUUCUUAGCCCAAUCUCAGAGAUAUACGGUCGGGUACCUGUAUUACUUCUUGGAAAUAUAUUCUUCAUAUUGUGGAACACCGUUUGCGGGUUCUCAAGAAAUGUCGGUGAGCUCAUUGCAUUCCGCCUUCUCACCGGAUUCGGAGGUUCUGCUCCUCUAGCCGUAGGGGGUGGGCUUGUUAGUGAUCUUUGGCUGCCAGAACAGCGCGGACAAGCGUUAGCAAUAUAUACCGCAGGGCCACUUCUAGGCCCAGCAAUUGGUCCAAUCAUCGGAGGAUAUAUCACGGAGGACGCAUCAUGGCGAUGGAUAUUCUGGGUUGUGUCAAUAGCAAGUGCAUUUAUUGAAAUUCUUGCUCUUUGUUUUCUUGCAGAAACAUACCCCCCCAGCAUUCUCUCCCAGAAAGCAAAACGUUUGCGAAAAGAAACAGGAAAUAGCAAUCUUCGAACCGAGUAUGACGACCCUGAUAGAACUUUAUGGAAGUUGUUGAAGACAAAUAUGAUACGACCUUUCAAAAUGAGCACUCAGAUCAUUAUCCAGUUCCUCUCGGUCUACAUGGCCGUACUAUAUGGCAUAAUGUUUUUGGUUCUUUACACUUUUCCAUUGCUUUGGCAGAAUUACUACCACGAAUCAACUGGCACUGGUAGUUUGAAUUACAUUGCGACUGGUAUCGGAUUCACUCUAGGUGCUCAAGUUGGCGGUAGAUUAAAUAACUCGAUCUACAAAAGACUCAAGGGCGAUAAACCUACAGGUGUACCAGAGUAUCGUGUGGCUUUGAUGCUCCCUGGUUCUAUCUUAUUACCCAUCGGCCUCUUCAUUUAUGGUUGGACAGGCCAAUAUCACACUCAUUGGAUAGCUCCAAAUGUUGGAAUAGCCAUAUUUUGUGCUGGGGCAAUCAUGUGCAUUCAAGGCAUUCAGACUUAUACCAUAGAUGCUUAUUCUCGCUAUGCAGCAUCUGCAAUCUCUACACUUAAUGCUUUGAGGAGUCUAACGGGAUUUACAUUCCCAUUGUUUGCACCGGCCAUGUAUGAAAGACUAGGUCAUGGUUGGGGAAACAGCCUCUUAGCAUUCAUAUUGUUAUUUCUUGCCAUUAUAGUUCCCGGAUUUCUGUUGAAGUAUGGGUCAUUACUUCGAAAAAAGAGUGCCUAUGCAUCCGGCGAGUAG
Molecule: messenger RNA, 1500 nt
Organism: Botrytis byssoidea
Lineage: Eukaryota; Fungi; Ascomycota; Leotiomycetes; Helotiales; Sclerotiniaceae
Exons: 4
Coding region: 1-1500 (499 amino acids)
Biological process (GO): transmembrane transport
Molecular function (GO): transmembrane transporter activity
Source: RefSeq, a predicted model, not a curated record